Molecule: messenger RNA, 4959 nt
Organism: Manis pentadactyla (Chinese pangolin)
Lineage: Eukaryota; Metazoa; Chordata; Mammalia; Pholidota; Manidae
Gene: CEP120
Product: centrosomal protein 120
Exons: 20
Coding region: 384-3347 (987 amino acids)
Biological process (GO): centrosome cycle; positive regulation of centriole elongation; interkinetic nuclear migration
Cellular component (GO): centriole; centrosome
Source: RefSeq, a predicted model, not a curated record
CCUCCAGCCUUCCCGGGCCACUGGGCCUGCAGACCUGGUUGCUAGGCGGAAGCUGGGCGCGGCGGUGGCCGCGGAGAUUGCCCGGGCGUUUGAAAAGCGGUUACGCAGGCGGCAGAAGGUCGUCAAGCGGCGGGCUCGCCACUACCUGGCGGCGGGCCGGGCUGGGCUGCCCAGUAGCUCUUCCCUCCGUCCGGGAGGAGUUGGGGGGCUGGGCUGGCGCCCCAGAGCUGGGGAGCGCGGCGCGCUGCGGGCGGCGGCGUCCGGGGCCCUGACGGGCGGCGGGAGCCGUUCCGGGAGCCCAGCUGGUGGUCGUGGCCUCCCCGCAGUUCGCUGGCCUCCCCUUCACCCGCGCGGACCCCGCCUGAGGCCUGCAGACCGCGACCAUGGUCUCCAAGUCCGACCAGCUGCUCAUCGUCGUGUCCAUCCUAGAAGGUCGCCAUUUCCCCAAACGUCCAAAGCAUUUGCUUAUAGUCGAAGCCAAGUUUGAUGGAGAACAGUUGGCCACUGAUCCUGUGGACCAUACUGACCAGCCAGAAUUUGCUACAGAGCUAGCCUGGGAGAUUGACAGGAAGGCACUUCAUCAGCACAGGCUGCAGCGUACUCCUGUCAAACUCCAGUGUUUUGCCUUGGAUCCUUUAUCUUCAGCCAAGGAAACUAUAGGUUACAUUGUUCUAGACUUAAGAGCUGCUCAAGAAACAAAGCAGGCACCAAAAUGGUACCAGUUGCUGAGUAAUAAAUACACCAAGUUCAAGUCUGAGAUACAGAUAAGCAUUGCUUUGGAAACAGACACAAAGGCACCAGUGGAUAGUUUUAAAGCAAAGGGAGCCCCACCUCGAGAUGGAAAAGUACCUGCCAGCCUCUCUGGACUUGAUCCCAAGGAUAUUGUGGCAGUGCUGAAUGAGGAGGGAGGCUACCAUCAGAUCGGACCCGCUGAGUAUUGUACUGACUCCUUCAUUAUGUCAGUGACCAUAGCGUUUGCCACCCAACUGGAGCAGUUAAUUCCAUGUACCAUGAAACUUCCAGAAAGACAGCUUGAAUUUUUCUUUUACUAUUGUUUAUUGGGAAAUGAUGUUACAAAUGAACCCUUCAAUGAUUUGAUCAACCCAGACUUUGAGCCAGAGAGAGCAUCUGUUCGAAUACGCAGCAGUAUAGAAAUACUUCGUGUUUACCUAGCCCUUCAGUCUAAACUUCAGAUUCAUCUCUGCUGUGGAGACCAGUCACUUGGAAGUACAGAAGUACCCUUAACCGGGUUACUGAAAAAGGGUAGUACAGAAAUCAACCAACGUCCGGUCACAGUUGAGGGGGCUUUUAUCCUUGAGCCUCCAAACCGAGCCAAACAAAAGCUUGCUCCUAUUCCUGUGGAGCUAGCCCCAACUGUGGGAGUGUCUGUGGCUUUGCAGAGGGAAGGCAUGGACGCCCAGUCUUUAAUUGAAUUAAAGACCCAGAAUGAACAUGAACCACAGCAUUCAAAGAAGAGAGUUUUAACCCCCAUAGAGGAGAAGACACUUACUGGGCCCAAGUCACCAAGCAUGUCCCCUGUUCCACCUCAAAACCAGUUACCUCCAACAAAAGAAGAUGCAACAGAGAGUGAGGUGGAAAGCUUACGGUAUGAUAAAGUCACAAAACCAAAUCCAAAGGCUAUCAGUUCUUCUGUACCUGCUUCAGUGGCCCAGCCAGGGUUGACAUCGAAUGCCUCAGAAACAGCUUCAGGACAAAAGGUUGCUGUUCCAGCAACAUCGCAUCAUUUUUGCUUUUCAAUAGACUUAAGGAGUAUCCGUGAUUUGGAAGUUGGGUUUCCAAUCAACUGCAUAUUAAGGUACUCGUAUCCAUUCUUUGGAAGUGCAGCUCCUAUUAUGACUAAUCCUCCUGUAGAAGUUCGAAAAAACAUGGAAGUUUUUCUUCCCCAGUCUUACUGUGCAUUUGAUUUUGCAACUGUACCUCAGCAGCUGCAAGAUACCUUCUUAAGGAUUCCAUUGCUGGUUGAAUUAUGGCACAAGGAUAAAAUGAGUAAAGAUUUACUUCUGGGAAUUGCCAGAAUCCAGCUUUCUAACAUCUUGUCUUCAGAAAAAACUCGCUUUUUAGGUUCUAAUGGUGAACAGUGUUGGCGUCAAACUUUCAGUGAAAGUGUACCUAUUAUAGCGGCACAGGGGUCAAACAACAGGAUAAUAGAUCUUUCUUACACAGUGACUCUGGAAGAUUAUGGACUAGUAAAAAUGCGUGAGAUUUUUAUCUCUGAUUCAUCUCAGGGUUUGUCUGCUGCACAACAGAAGCCAUCUUCUCUUCCUACAGCGCCGUGCCCUUUAGAAAUCCAGACAGAGCCUCGUGAAACCCUGGAAUACAAAGCAGCACUUGAGCUAGAAAUGUGGAAAGAGAUGCAGGAAGACAUUUUUGAAAAUCAGCUAAAGCAGAAAGAACUGGCUCAUAUGCAGGCUCUUGCAGAGGAAUGGAAGAAAAGGGACCGAGAGAGAGAAUCACUAGUAAAGAAAAAGGUGGCUGAAUAUACUGUUCUAGAAGGAAAACUUCAGAAAACCCUAAUUGACUUAGAGAAGCGAGAGCAGCAGCUUGCCAUUACAGAAUCAGAGCUUCAAAGAGAAAGAAAGGAAUUGAAGUCAGAACGUGAACGGAACCUGCAAGAACUUCAGGACUCCAUCCGCCGGGCCAGAGAAGAUUGUGUUCACCAAGUGGAACUAGAAAGAUUAAAGAUCAAGCAGCUGGAGGAGGAUAAACACCGACUUCACCAGCAGCUUAAUGAUGCUGAAAAAAGGUAUAAGAUUUUGGAAAAAGAGUUUCAUCAGUUCAAGGAUCAGCAAAGCAACAAACCAGAAAUCCGUCUACAGUCUGAAAUAAAUCUUCUCACCUUAGAAAAGGUUGAACUUGAAAGAAAGUUGGAAUCUGCAACUAAGUCUAAACUGCAUUACAAGCAGCAGUGGGGACGAGCUUUGAAAGAACUUGCCAGACUUAAACAGCGGGAACAAGAAAGUCAAAUGGCUCGUCUUAAAAAGCAGCAAGAAGAAUUGGAACAGAUGAGACUACGUUACCUGGCAGCCGAGGAAAAAGAUACAGUAAAAACCGAGAGACAAGAAUUAUUGGAUAUAAGAAAUGAAUUGAACAGGUUAAGGCAACAAGAACAAAACCGGUACCAAGAUUCCAGAGAGAUUGCAAGUGGAAAAAUGGAUGAGCCACAUGGCAACAUGUUGGAAGAAGGUCUGGACGAUUACUUGACCCGCCUAAUAGAAGAAAGGGAUACUUUGAUGAGGACGGGUGUGUACAAUCACGAGGAUCGAAUAAUAAGUGAACUCGACCGACAGAUCAGAGAGGUUUUGGCAAAAAAUAACGCCAGUAAUUAAUAACACUUGGAAAAUCUUUACAGAGACUCCAGGUCUAAAUUUUAAUUUCAUUGUAAAACCCUCAAGAGAAGGGAAAAUGGAUGUUUUAAGAUGCAGUUUUCAACUUUUUAUAAGCAAAAUUUUGUAUGUUAUUGUAUAGUAUUUAUUUGAUUUUAUUUACUUUAUACUACCUCUCCCACUCUGGUUUUAUUUGCAGUUGCAUUUUUCAUACUCAUUUUUAAUGACUUCAGUAUUUUUCAUAAUUUAUAAUUUUAUGGCUAACUUUUAAAACAGCUUUUCAUAAAUUUGUUCUCAGAGAAAUGACAGCAGUAAUUUCCAGUUACAUAAUUUUUCAUGUUGAGCCAAAAGAGUGUAUUUUGCACGUUAAAGAUGCUAUGUACUGAUCAUUUAAAAAUUAGUAUCAUAAAGUUGAGACCAACUGUAAAUGUAACCAGUUUUAUUUCACUUUAGGUGACUUGUCUUUUUAAGUUGUAACAUUUGUUAAGUGACAAGCUUGAAAACAGCAGAAUCAAUGCAGGGAAGCCAUAUGACGUUGAUAACAAAUUAGUAAUUUAUUGAAAUAAAGUUAAUACAAAUUCACCUUGUUUCAACCACUACUGAAUUUCAAAUUUUUCAGGGUACUCUCAACUUUUAAGAAUAUAAAGUGAUAGCUUAAUAAGAUCUUCUCUGUUAGUCUCCUGCUCAAGACUUCAUUAAUUGCUUUUGUUGAGAGUAGAGUUUUCUUUUUCUUUUCCUCAAUAAUAGUGAUACUAGUCAUUAACUCAAACCCCCUAUAGUAUAGGGGAAACAGACACAAAGGGCUUUAGCUGAGAAAGUAGAGUAAAAAACUACUACUUUUAACUUCCCCUAAUUUAUAUCAGUCUUUUUCAAAAGCACCUGAGAUUAAGUCAUGGGCUCAUGCCAUGCCAUGUCUGCAUAAGCUUAAAGAAUUCUUUACGUCGUCGUUUUCUGAGCCAGCAAUGGCCCUCAAAGCCACACUUUCCACCUCCUUUUAUAGGGUACUGAAAAGGUUUAUUAGCAAAUUCACAGAUUGUCUUAAAAUAUAUGUAGUUUAAAGUUUCUGAUUUCCAAAUAUAAUAAAUUUAAGUAUACUUUCGGAAGUGUAUACUAUGUACUGGCAACUUCCAUAAAAACAGAAUAGGCUAUUUGGUAACAAUAAAUUAAUUUUCUGUUGUUUUCAAGAAAGUUUAUGCCUUGUUUGGCAAAUUAAAGCCCCUAUACACAUUUUGUUUCUUCCUGAUUAACAAAGUAUUAAUCUCCUAAAAACAACUGGGCAGUAAAUAACAGAGAAAAAUUACUGAAUGAGAGAAUAAUGAAUAUGUGAAUCAUAGGAAUUUGAAAUACUAAUUAUGUUAGAUGUUUUCUCUCAUUGAUUUUUGUGCCACAUGAAUGGAACAGCAGUAUUGUUUUUGUUUUGGAAGGUCUGGGGAUUUUAGCUGUGCCUGGCCUUCCAUUGUGCACUGCGUGUGACUGUUUUCAAACACUAGAGGGGGCCUUAGAUUUAAAGAAACAAAAAGGACUUCUCUAAAAUGGAUGUGUGGUUUAUUUUGCCUUCUGUAAAGCGAUCUUUUGGCUGUGUCAUUUAACAAAUAAAAAUCACAGUUGCACGCGG